CCGCGUGUGCUGCGUCACGGACAGAGCCCGUCCCCUCGCAGCCGGCCCUCAGGGCGGGCCGCGCUCCCGCCGGCCGCGCGGGGCGGGGCGGGGCGGCGCGGCCAUGUCGGCAUCGCUGCUGCGCCGCGGCCUGGAGCUGCUGGAGCCGCCGGGCCGGGCGAAGGCGCCGCCGGGACUCCAGCGAGGCCGGGCCGGCCCCAGGGCGGCGGGCGCGGCGAGGCGGAGGAAGAGGGCCCCGGAGCCCGGCAGGAGCAAGACCACGGUGAAGGGCAGGGUGGUGAAGUCGGCGAUAGAGGAGUACCAUAAGAAAAAGCCUGUGAAUCACUUGAGAGAAAACCUGCAGUACAUGCUAAAGGGACGACGUGUUGCAGACAAAGCCGUCACAGAACAAGUUCUUGCUCAGAACAGAGGCAGGAAGUCCAAAGAUCAGCCUCCAGAGAAGAGAGAAAAGAAGAAGCCAGAAGGCACUGUGUUUACUGAGGAAGAUUUCCGUAAAUUUGAGAGGGAAUACUUUGGGAUCCCAUAAACAUCGUGACAGGGAUUCUUGCAGCUCCAGUCUUUCUGCAGCUUCUCCAGUCUGGCUCUCAGGCCUGGGCAUUUCCAUGGCACAUGGGGGAUGUGCCUCUGUGUUGGACUUGCAGAGCAGCUCUGCAUGUGGGCAGAGCUUGUCACUGGCCAGCUAAAGCCACAGAGGUGCUCUUGACUCUGAGGUGUGUUAUCCUUAUAAUUAUCUUCCUGCAGCCAGCAUGUCGUGCAUUCUUGAUGUAGAAGGGUGGACCAAGCCAAAUAAAAACCUUUUUCCCCCUUCCACAGGAUAUAAGGCUCCUGCUACCUGUGUUACUUGGCCAGGAGUAUUGAAAGUACUGUAUCUGAAUGGAGAAAUGUUUUGAACCAGCAUUAAGAAGGGAAGGAUGCUUUGAAAGACUGUUAAACUUGAGUAACCCUGCAGUUUGGGUUCUGAUUACAGCCCCUGUCAGGUCUGUCAGUCAUUGCAAAAACUUUUUAUAAGUCAUUUGAUUAAAUACUUGUUGCAGA
This is a messenger RNA of Onychostruthus taczanowskii (white-rumped snowfinch), 1035 nucleotides long. It is a transcript of the gene RPS19BP1, whose product is annotated as ribosomal protein S19 binding protein 1. NCBI's taxonomy places the organism in Eukaryota, Metazoa, Chordata, Aves, Passeriformes, Passeridae. The record is from RefSeq and is a predicted model, not a curated record. Gene Ontology annotation, cellular component: nucleolus. Bases 104 to 526 code for a protein of 140 amino acids. Gene Ontology annotation, molecular function: enzyme binding. The transcript has 4 exons.